UUAUUUGAGCGUUUCCUUCGGGUUUUUUGUUAUUGUACUGGCGUCACACCGGCGGCGGGGCGGCCAACGGGUCUUGCAGAAGGAAAAAGCGCCAAGUUCUGCGGCACUGUCACUGUCAAAUAAUUUUCAAACGGCUGCGAGGAUGGGCAUUCUGUAAAAUAUACUCAACUCCGUCCGGCUAUGACUUCUUGGGUGAGCGGCGCUGUUGCAUCUCUGUAGACUGACAGAAGCAGUCGUCCUAAAGGGAGAAGAAACAUGCCAGGCCUGCAGGGGGAGAAUGUUGUGGCGGCACUGGGGAGCCCCAUUAAGAAGAGUAAACUGUCUCUGAAGUUCUUCCAGAAGAAAGAAACUAAACGUGCUCUGGAUUUCUCUGAACCGGAGGCAGAUGAACCCAAAACAGUGAAAACAGAAGAACCUGAGCCAGUUGGCUGUGAUCAGGAGGUUCCUGGUCCUUCUCCAUGUCCGAUCUCUCCCGGUCUCCUACUGCCUGAAAAGAGGGAGAACCUGGUCCCGUUUGUGGGACUCAACAACCUGGGAAACACCUGCUACUUGAACAGUGUGUUACAGGUGUUAUACUACUGCCCAGGGCUCAGAGAGGGAAUAAAGAAACUGUACAACCUCUCAAAAAGGAAAGACAAACCAAAGGAAGAGGCCGGUAAAAGUGAAGAGAGUGAAGGCGCCACCGAGCCGAUUCCUCCUCAUAUUGAACUUCUUGGGAGCUUCAACAGCCUGAUAACGUCUGUGGAGCAGCUCCAGUCCAGCUUCCUGCUCAGCCCCGACAGCUUCAGCGAAGGAGACCUUGCUACACCCCCACGAAAAAUCCUCCACACACUCAGGCAGCUGAACCCAAUGUAUGAAGGCUACCUUCAGCACGAUGCCCAGGAGGUGCUGCAGUGCAUCCUGGGAUAUAUCCAGGAGGCCUGUGACACCAUCAGGAAGGAGCAGGAUGUGGAGAAGGAGGAUAACGACGCGUCAGAAGUGAAAAUGGAAAACGGCAGCAGCUCCGUGACAGAAUCCAAGUCGCCCACAGACGACGACAGCCAAGUCAGCGGCAAAAGAAAGAGCGACACCGAGGUGGGAAACGCCAAAAAGAAGCCCAAGUCUGUCAAGUCCAAGAAAUCCGAAGCUGAAGAAACCGCCGAGAGUAAAAAUAAACCUGCCACCUGCUCCAAAAGAAAGUCCUCCAGCAACAACACAAUAGACAGCACCCAGGACAAAGAUGAAGAGGAGGAUGGGACGAAGAAACCAAGCAGGAGAAAAGAGGAGGACGAAGGAGGCAGCGACGGUGAAAAGACGACUAAAGAGACAGACGGCAAGAAAAAGAAGAGGGCGAAGCUGAGCUGGCUCCGGCGUUCCAGCAGACAGCCGAGCAUCUUCUCAAAGUUCUGCAGUGUUGGAAAGAUCACCUCGACCACAGUGAAGAACCAAAGCAAAACGGAAGAGGAUCUGAAGGAGAAGAGCAGUGAGGAGAAAACACCGGAAACCACGGAUCAAGACAAGACGGCAGCAAAAAACGAUGAUGGUUUGGACCUGAUGGAGCGCCUGUUCCAUGGUCAGCUGGUUUUGCGGACUCGCUGUCUGGAGUGUGAGAGUUUCACGGAGAGGAGAGAGGACUUCCAGGACAUCAGCGUCCCUGUCCUCGAGGACCAGCCCAGCAGCCCCGACGACCUCUCAGAUGUCUCUCCAGACCCUAAACCCGAGCUGAAGACUCUGAACUGGGCCAUCGCUCAGUUCGCCUCAGUGGAGCGCAUCGUGGGCGAGGAUAAGUACUUCUGUGAGACCUGCCAUCAUUACACCGAGGCCGAAAGGAGUCUGAUGUUUGACAAGACCCCUGAAGUCAUCACCAUUCACCUGAAGCGCUUCUCUGCCAACAGUUUAGAACUGGACCUGUACGCCGGCCUGUCCAAAGUGAACACCCCCUUACAGACCCCCCUGACCCUGUCUCUGGAGGAGUGGUGCACCCGCCGCUCGGCUAAAGGUCAGCAGUAUCAGCUGUUCGCCGUGGUCAUGCACAGCGGCGUCACCAUCAGCAGCGGCCACUACACCGCCUACGUCCGCAUGUCGGACCUGAAGGACGUGAAGCUGAGUCUGGGUGACGACGCAGAAACCAAGAAGGAGGAGGAAGAGGAGAGCAAAACUGACGCACCGCUGAAAGACGAGGUGCUGGACUACGACGACGGAGAGGUGUCUUUCAGUGUGAGCUCAAGGGGACAGAGGGCCAGUUCUUCAGCCAAAACAGGAGGCAAGAAGCUGUCGGAGGGCGGGGUCGGACUGUUGGGGGGGCAGAGGAGUCUGUCCGCUUGCGACCUCGGAAACAACAAACAUGCAGAUAAAGCAGGCGGCGGCGGGACAACGGAGGGGUCCAAGCGGAGGAGAACUAUCGGAACCACGUGCCAAAGUCCCGACGCUAGACUCAAAAAGGAUCCGGACGCCGAAGACGGGGAGCAGGCGUCCGCGGAGAAGCAGGCGCUGAGCAGCCUGUUGGAAUACGACGGCAAAUGGAUGCUAUUCGACGACUCCGAGGUGCGUUUGUUCGAGGAGGACGACUUCCUGCGGGCCUGCUCCCCAGAGACGGCGUCCUCGUCCACACCUUACCUGCUGUUCUACAGACGGAUACCUGGACUGGGACGCUGAUCCGAGCAAAGACCGGCCCUCCAGGGAGGGGGUUUGGCAGCUGGGCACCCUGCCAGGGGGCUUUUUCAAAGCUACAAACGGUGCCAAAAAUACUGUCGGCCAUAUUAGCACCAGAACUGAACGGACUGUACAGAACCAAGCCCAUGGCAGAACAGGCAAGUUCUGGACUCGGGUGCAGGGUCUCACCUCAAGAGACGUCUGUGAACCAGUGUGGGUCAAAGUCAUAUUUUACAAAUCCUAAAAAAGGCAUUUACUUUUCUACGUGCCAGAUGACUUAAACCUUUGAUUUAUUUUUUUUUUUUUUUGUCUUUUCUGGGUUUAUUAAAGCUUGACCGGUGUACACUCUCUACAGGGGCUUCUCUUUCUCUCAUCUUUCUGUUUCUAGUCGUGUUCUUUAUUGCACGCUGGCUUUAAUUCCCUUCAACACUGUCAAUAGUUUGUCCUGUUUUGAUAUUAUCUGUUAUUUGGUUUGUAUCAUUCCAUUUUUACUCUUUGGAAAAGCACUUUUGAACUAAGAAUUUCAUUGAAAUGCAAAAUAUUCUUUUGGACAAUGUCUCUUUUUUCCUAGCUCAAAGUUCUAUGUAGUAUUCUAUCUUUUCAUGUACAAGAAAAUAUAUUAGUACUAGAACAGGAGCGGCUUAAAUAUUUUGUCAGAAAAGCCUCUUUUCCCUUUUACUGAGGUCUUUAUAAACACGUCCUGGACUGAAUUGGACCAGUUAAUACAGAUACAUGAACCAGAUUUAACUCGACACAGCUCCUUCAUACUUUAUGGUACUGUUAAUACUGGAACAGCACAUUUUAACAUUAAAGUGUACUUAGAUAAUCAGGGCUUUGUUUGUACAGCUAACAGCAUAUUUAUGGAAAUGUGCAACCUUCUGCCCUUUCAGCUCCAGCCAAGUCAACUAACUUCAGAUGAGACACAACGGAAUUGUUUCUGCAUCUGUUUAAAAAGUUUCAUCUUAUUCUCACAAACCAUUUUUAGCAGUAAUGAGCAGCGUUAAGGGCAGACGGACUUCAUACUGUAAUAAAGAGCUUUUAAGACGCAUAAAUAUUCCUACAUAUUCGUAUUUCCGUGUUAGCUCCUUUACCAUCCUGCUGCUUCUCAUCCUCAGAUGGUGUGGUUUUCUGUUUCUCUGCUCCUUCCAAAUGUCUUUACCUUCAGACACAGUAAAUGAAAUCUGGGAAUUGAACUAGAUUUUUAGCCAAACCGGUCGGGGGGGAAAAAAAAAAAAAAAAAAAUCUGUCAAAAAACAAAGUUACUGUUUACACAAACUUGGGAAGGCGCUUUGGAUCGUGGUGCAUUUGGACGUCUGUGUGUUCCUGAUUGAACUGCUUUGUCGUGUCUGUAACAGAAUCCGGGUCAUAACUUAUUACAUUGUGAUAUAGUUUAAAAUAUAGAUCUAUAAACAAAGAUUGUUUCUCUCAGGUUCUACAGUGUUUUAAAGUCCAAUUGUGGUUUCAGGGAUUAAAUCAGAUCUAAUUAAGCUGUUUUUGGUGUUUCUAUUAUGGGCCAUAUUCAGUUCUUUCUUGUGCUUACAGAUUCAAUAUGUGACACCAGCCUUGAUCAGUGUGUUGUGCCUGUCGAGUUAAUGUGUACCUCAUUCCACUGUAAACUCACAAUAAGCAAUAAAGUUUUUACUUCAGUUUUAGGGGA
Messenger RNA from Sphaeramia orbicularis (orbiculate cardinalfish), 4288 nucleotides. It is a transcript of the gene usp1, whose product is annotated as ubiquitin specific peptidase 1. Gene Ontology annotation, cellular component: cytosol; nucleus. Gene Ontology annotation, biological process: regulation of DNA repair; protein deubiquitination. The record is from RefSeq and is a predicted model, not a curated record. Gene Ontology annotation, molecular function: cysteine-type deubiquitinase activity; cysteine-type endopeptidase activity. The transcript has 9 exons. Lineage: Eukaryota; Metazoa; Chordata; Actinopteri; Kurtiformes; Apogonidae. The coding region runs from base 256 to 2634 and encodes 792 amino acids.